UUAAUUUAAAUAAAAAUAAAUAAAAGAUCAAACUAAGACUAGAAGCCCUUGUUCAAACCAGAAGAUCAAACACAAAUGCAUCCUCCGGCGCCGGCGAACUCAGUGCCCGGAAAUACUAUUGAUCCUUCGCUCAUCAGAAUUUAUCGCGCUUGGAAAGGAAAUAACGUGUUUUUUCUUGGAGGGAGGUUUAUAUUUGGACCUGAUGUGAAAUCUAUAUUUACAACGCUCUUUCUUGUGAUUGCUCCUGUUGCUGUUUUCUGUGCUUUUGUAGCUAGAAAAUUCUUUGAUGAUUUCCCCAAUCACUCUGGAUAUUCAAUUUUGAUUCUUGUUAUUCUUCUCACAAUCUUUGUUCUGAUUGCUCUUAUACUGACCUCAGGAAGAGAUCCUGGCAUAGUGCCUCGCAAUUCUUAUCCUCCACUCCCAGAUAAUUAUGAUGGAAGUGACAGUAACAACAGUGAACAAAAUCCACCACCACAUUUACCACGAUCCAAGGAAGUAAUUGUCAAUGGAAUAGCUGUGAGAGUAAAAUAUUGUGAUACUUGCAUGCUGUAUAGACCUCCCCGCUGCUCUCAUUGCUCAGUAUGUGAUAACUGCGUGGAGCGAUUUGAUCAUCACUGCCCAUGGGUUGGUCAGUGUAUUGGACUGCGCAAUUACCGGUUCUACUACAUGUUUGUUUUCUCAGCAACCAUGCUUUGCCUUUAUGUUCAUGCCUUUUGCUGGGUUUACAUCGUGAGGAUCAAGAACUCAGAGGAGAUAUCGAUCUGGAAAGCAAUGAUCAAAACCCCUGCUUCCAUUGCACUAAUAAUAUAUUCAUUCAUUGCUGUCUGGUUUGUUGGAGGACUCACUUGUUUCCAUACAUAUCUAAUCAGCACAAACCAGUCUACUUAUGAAAAUUUUAGAUACCGGUAUGACCGGCAAGUCAACCCUUAUAACAAAGGGGUAAUUGAGAACUUCAAAGAAGUAUUCUGCUCUUCCAUUCCCAUAUCCAAAAACAGUUUCAGGUCCAAGGUUCCAAGAGAACCAACAGAAUCAUCUAGACGAAGAGGUGUUGAUACCCUUAUGAUGCCCGUUUACAAUGAGGCUGAUGAGGUGGAAAAAGAUUAUAAAGACGAGGAAUAUGGCAAGAGUAGUGAUUUAAGUGAUACAUCUGUGGAUUUAGGCAGUAUGCUUCACACAGAAAGGGGACAGAGACAAGUUGCUUCCUUUCUAAGGCAGUCCUUGUGGGAACAAAGCAGCAGAAAAUGGGAAACAGCUUCUGAUGUUCUUGAUGAGGUACACGAAGAUGGGGAAUCAAAGCGGAUCACCAGUGAUAGUAGUAAUGAACCUGAUGGCAACUCAACAAAAACACCUCUAUAAUUUCAGAAAAAUUCAAAGAUGUAAAUUAAAACUACAAAGAAAAAUAGGUGGGGGAUAGGGAAGUACGGCUUGUGUUUCUUUGGUUGAAAAAUGUCAUUGGAUCUUGCUCAUUGAUUACUGAGUUUUAUUUUUUUUGAGUUAUUCUGUGGUGAUAUAGUUUUUUAAAGGUGGCACUCGUGUAAAGAAGUAGAAGAUGGUGAAUAGAAAUUGUGGAAAGUGAUCCUUCCAUUAUGUUCAUUUACUUUUUUCCCUUCAUUUCUUUUGUUUUUGUCCUUAUACUAUUGCUCCGAGAAUUUAAUUGCCGGCACCAUUUGAUUUGA
Medicago truncatula (barrel medic) is the source of this 1676-nucleotide messenger RNA. RefSeq names its product probable protein S-acyltransferase 5. NCBI's taxonomy places the organism in Eukaryota, Viridiplantae, Streptophyta, Magnoliopsida, Fabales, Fabaceae. The record is from RefSeq and is a predicted model, not a curated record. Gene Ontology annotation, molecular function: protein-cysteine S-palmitoyltransferase activity. Gene Ontology annotation, cellular component: endoplasmic reticulum; Golgi apparatus. Gene Ontology annotation, biological process: protein targeting to membrane; peptidyl-L-cysteine S-palmitoylation. The coding region runs from base 76 to 1356 and encodes 426 amino acids. The transcript has 5 exons.